AUGGAAGCAGGAAACGGCAUCACCAAAGAAGUUUGUUCCCUCGCUCUCUUCACGCCCCUCUGUCCUGUUAACCCGUCGACCACAGUCUCCGGGCUGUUCCUGCUGCUGCUGCUGCCCCAGGCCGCGCUGGCGCGGUGGGCAUGCGUGCGUGCCUGCCCUUCCUCCUGCACCUGCACCCAGGAGAGGAGCUGCAGCGUGCUGUGCGACCGCUCUGCCCUGGCUGAGCUGCCCAAGGAGUUCCCCUGCGAGGCCUCGUCCAUCAACGUGGACAAGAACCGCCUCAGGUUCCUGUCGGAGCGGGCGUUCGGGACCCUGCCCUCGCUGCGCAGCCUCUCCCUGGACCACAACAACAUCUCCUUUAUCACGCCUGGAGCCUUCAAGGGCCUGCCCAACCUGGUGGACCUGAAGAUGGCCCACAACGAGUACAUCAGCUACCUGCACACGCGCACCUUCUCGGGCCUGAAGAAGCUGGUGCGCGUGGACAUGUCCGACUGCAACCUGUUCAACAUCCCCGACCGCAUCUUCCUGGAGCAGAUGGCCCUGAGGGAGGUGCGCUGCUUCCAGAACCACUUCCGCCGGAUCCCCGGAGCCUUCCGGGACAUGGUGAACCUCACCCACAUCUACCUGGAGAAGAACAAGAUCGAGGCGGUGGCCUACAACUCCCUGCUAGGCCUGAGUAAUCUCAGGUAUCUAAACCUCGAGGACAACCGCAUUAAGGUCAUCCACGACCAGUCCUUCCAGGACCUGCAGCGACUGGAGACCUUCAACAUCAACGACAACCGGCUGGUGGUGCUGCCCCAGGACUCCUUCAAGGGCCUCACCCGUCUCAAGAUGCUCAACCUGGGGGGCAACCUGCUGACCAACGUCACCAAGACCUGGUUCAGCGACCUGGUGGAGCUGGAGGUCCUCUACCUGGACCGGAACCGGCUGCUCUCCAUCGAGGAGGGCUCCUUCGAGAACCUCACCAGCCUGAUCACCCUCCACCUGAACAGCAACAACCUCACCGCCUUGCCCUUCCCCGUCUUCCAGCCCGUGUACUUCCUGGGGCGCCUCUUCCUCUUCAAGAACCCCUGGGAGUGCGGCUGCUCCCUGGAGUGGCUGAAGGAGUGGAUGGAGAGCUACCAGCUGGUGCGCGACAUCCCGUGCGCCUCGCCCUCCUCCGUGGCCGGCCUGGACCUGGGCGAGGUGGUGUUCGCCCGGGCCAACGGCUCCUGCGUGGACCCCCCCGAGCUCAACGCCACGGCGGCCUCCACCGCCGUGGCGUCCACCACGGAGAACCGCUUCAACAGCCUCAUCUCCCGGCUGCUGCAGAGCGAGCUGCAGGAGGAGACGGGGAACCUGACGGAGGGCUUCCGCAACGACACCCUGCUGGACCCGGAGGGGGCGCUGCUCUCGGUGGCGGGCCGGGGGCGGGCGGCCCGGGCCCACGUCCGCCUCCUCGUCGCGGGGUUCCUCUGGAGUUUGAGCGCCUGCUCGGAGAUUAGUUUUCGUGUGUUCGGGACAUGAAGGGAAAGGUACCAACGGUGUUGGGAUCGGUGGUCGGAUAAGAAUGGGCCAAUCCGAUGGUUGGGCGGUUUUGGUUACACUUUGAAAUAGUGAUAAGAAAUCGGGAUGCUCCCCCCCCCCCAUCUCCCACUGCAUGGUUUGCAGUCUGAGGAGCGGGUGUCCCAGCAAUUGAUUUCGGCCACGCUGUGCCGUGAGACUUGGAUGGUUACGCAGAACAUUAAGACCCUGAUCUUCUUUACGCUUUGGCUUUCAACACAUGGCAACCCGACUGUCGGGUUGACCAACUGAUCAUAAAUCAGAAGCUGUGGUUACAUAACCCCUUACAAAUGACAUUUCAUUGAUAAUGUGUUGCAGCGACACAUACCCAUUCAAUUUUCCAUCUCGCAUGGGAAAACCGAACGUGAAUACAGAGGAGAUAAGAGCAAGGGUUCUCCCACCCCCUCUGUAUUCCCCUCGGAAACAGAUGCGCUCUCUCCCUCACGGCCCUGUCAACGUCGGUUCAGCUGCUCCUCAUAAAAGCAUUAAUCUUCUUAUGGCAUUCAGUGUGUGCUCUAACCUAGGGUGUGAUGUAAUAGAGAGACAUUAUUAUCUCAUCUGCUCCCAGGGGAUGGAACGUUGACCCCUUCUAUGUAUCGGACCGUUUCUUAAUGCAUCCAAUAACAUCCUUUGGCUGUCGGUUCGAGGGGACAUAUGCCGGCCGGUGGAUAAAAUGGGUGACGAGGGACUUGGGUAAAUCGACCGGGCCGGGCUUGUGUCCUAGCGUGUGUCUGUAACAUGUCAUGUGACCACACCGAUGUUUCUCUGUGCUUUAUUGGAAACCUGUCUUCUGCUACUUGGCACUGUCACCCAGAGAUCUGCAACAUUAUAUUUGCACAUUCAUGCAUUCUUUUAAUUCCUGGUUUUAUAAUGAUAAAGCAACGUAGCCUGGGGACCCAGAUGCCUGUUUGACUUGUUAAGAGUGAUAUUUUCUCACGCAACAUAUAUAUAGAUACAUAAUUGUUUUUUUCCGUAAUGAAUAAA
Messenger RNA from Gadus chalcogrammus (walleye pollock), 2526 nucleotides. It is a transcript of the gene nyx, whose product is annotated as nyctalopin. Lineage: Eukaryota; Metazoa; Chordata; Actinopteri; Gadiformes; Gadidae. Gene Ontology annotation, cellular component: plasma membrane. The record is from RefSeq and is a predicted model, not a curated record. Bases 1 to 1506 code for a protein of 501 amino acids. The transcript has 4 exons. Gene Ontology annotation, molecular function: protein binding.